Messenger RNA from Xenopus laevis (African clawed frog), 5040 nucleotides. Its product is annotated as protein kinase C theta type-like. The transcript is spliced from 10 exons. The coding region runs from base 599 to 1771 and encodes 390 amino acids. NCBI's taxonomy places the organism in Eukaryota, Metazoa, Chordata, Amphibia, Anura, Pipidae. The record is from RefSeq and is a predicted model, not a curated record.
GCAAAUAUUAUGCCUUUAAAAAAGUGUAACUAAUAACUAUCUACCAGUACAGGGUGAGACAACCUUGUCCAUCAAAUAAGAGAUUUUUAAAUGGCCAAAUGUAUCUUAUCUUUUAGAUCUCUCUGUGUUGUAUCUAUGCACUCUUGUUAUCUUAUAGAUCUCUAUGUUGCAGAAUACAGUGCAUUGGAAAUAAAGCAAAUUUGCAUAUCUGGCAUAGGGAAGUUGUACAAUAUGUGGAUGGAUUUGUUAUUACUUUUGCUCCUGAAAUUCAAACCCAUAUUUCCUAUCACAUACUUUAUUUCUGCUACUGAUAUUGGUCUGGGCUGCUGUGGUGUCAUGGCCGCCUUGUAUACACACAGAAAGCUGCCAUCUUGUGAAUGGCAGAAAAGUAACAGUUGGGUGCUACCACUACUGGUCAACUCAGAGCGGUUGAGUUUCUUAUGAGAGACGCAGUGCAUUUUGUUGCUCUUGCAAUUUUCGUGAGAUUUUAGUGCGAUUUUCGUGAGAUUUUGCCUUUCAGAGAGAUUUCUUGUGCUUUCUUUGAAUACCCCUUGCUGCGUAGAGGAAAGUGCUUUUAAGCAUAUUCUCUACUGCAAGCAUGGUGUCUGUAUCCAAGAAAAGACGAAGAGAAGAACAGAAGACUACAGAUGAAGAAAUGAUGACGAAGAAGAUCAAACUUGAGGAUAACAUCAGUAUUGCUGCAAAUGACCAUCAUGAGAAUACAGAAAGCAGCAGAAAGAGAUCAAGGAGCAGUGAUGACAGUGCCACUGUAGAAGAAGAAAGAAGCAGCCAGAAGCGACAGAGUAUUGAAGCUGAACACUUGCCAGAACACAUUAUAACCAACUAUGCGUUCCACUGGAGUCUCGGCCGAGGCUCAUUUGGCAAAGUGUUUUUGGCUUCAUUACCAACGAAGAAAGAACAAGUGGCUGUAAAAGUCAUCAGGAAGACACGCAGAGAAGAUCUGAAGGGCAUGAUCAAGAAGGAGGCCAGAAUCCUGAAAGUUACUUCCGGCAGUCCAUUCUUGUGCCAUGGCUAUGCUGCCUUCCAAACCAACCAAUACGCCUUCCUCGUCAUGGAGUAUGCAGGGGGAGGCAAUCUCAGGAAUCUGUUGUCCAUCAAGCAUCAGCUGAAAAAAAGACACAUCAUCUUUUACUCAGCAGAACUGAUUUGUGGACUUCAGUAUCUCCAUUCUCUAGGCAUCAUCCAUCGUGACCUGAAGCCUGAAAACAUCCUGCUUACCUGUGAAGGACACGUAAAGAUUGCCGAUUUUGGAGUUUCAGCAGAAGGAGUGUUUGACCGCAAAAAAAUUGGUGGAGUAAUAGGAACAAACUGGUACAUGGCCCCAGAGAUGCAAGCUAGCAAGAAAUACAAUGCAGCAAUAGACUGGUGGGCAUUUGGGAUGAUACUCAAUGAAAUGGCCACUGGUAGAUCCCCUUUUGAGAGCAACCAACAGGAUGUGAGAAGUUCCAAGCUCACUGAUAAGCCGGUGUUUCCUGAGUGGAUGAGUGAAACAUUGCAAGAUCUCCUGCAGAAGCUUCUGAAGAAAAGACCACACAAACGUCUUGGAGUGAAUGGAAAUAUAAGGGAACAUCCACUCUAUAAGAAAAUCAGUUGGGAAGAUGUUGAACGUCAAAGGAUUCCACCACCGAUCCGACUGGAAGAUGAUCAUCCUGAUGCAGAUAUCAACCUUCCAUUCCUGCAAUGCAACACCACUUCAGAUUCAGAUGACGGCAUCCUUGAAUGCUUUACAUAUCUGAAUCCCAGCUGGUAGGAGUGAGUAAGUUUGUGCUGUCAUGGCUUAGCCAUUAACAUCCUAUGCCAAUUUUUUUAUCUACUCAUUCCUAUACCUGCCGACUUGGUACCUGUAAGUCAUCCAUUGUUAUAACUAGCUGCACAUACAUUUCAUCUGCCAUUACCAUCAUUUGUGUUGUCCACCAGUUUGCCACAAAUCUACCAACACCUACUCAAACCUAAUCCGCAAAUGCAUUUUAUUAUGUGUGACCACCAUUGUCUACUUCACAUAGUUCUACCUGUGCCUACUCUUAUAGACCAUAUCACCAUCUGUUUCAACUGAAUGGACCAUUGCCUGCACUACCUGGCCUUACUGACACCUACUCCACCUGUAGCUACAACCCCAUCCUACCCAUUACAUCUAGAAAUAUCACUGCCUAUUUCAUCAGACUUUGCCUAGUCCACCUGACUUUACCAUCACUGGCCUUACCACCACCACCACCAGCAGCAACACUGGGUGUUUAUUUUAAAAAAAGCAGUAUGUUUGGUAACAUUUAAAAGCUUUGCGCAGUUGUCCCCACUUCUGACGAGAGGCCAUGUCCUUGGUAAGGGCAGUGGCCGACUGGGAGAUUUGUCACCUGUGAUUAUUUAUGCACAACUGCGAGUGAAAAAUUACUUAAAAAUGUGUCUCUAUUGGAGAUAACUGAAAUCUCUGGCAGUAAAACCAACAUAUCCUGAAGUUGACCCUGGUGGAAACUUUCAGUGACUUUGCAAUGUGUUGGCUUUACCACUAGCGAUUUCAGUUAUUUUUAAUAUACACAUUUUCAGCAGAUUUGUCUCAUUAAUAAAUAAAUAAUCGCGGGCGACAAAUCUCCGUGUAGGCCACUGCCCUAAGCCUAUGGGAUCAGGGGUAAUUUUAAGCAGUUUGGGCAAGAAUCCUAAGACUCCAUCUAAAUGGGGUGGAUCAAGUUCUUGACGUCUUUUCCCUAACCUGUCUGCAUAUGGAGAGGUUGGGAGUCAAUGCCUUGAAAUGCCUCACACUUAGGAAUUAGGAAAACAUAUAUGCAAGCUUUUAUUGUAAAAUUACCCCUUAUACCAAUGGCCAUAGGGUAGGGAAUGGGUGGGCCAAGGACAUGGCCACUUUAUCAGAAUUGGGUUAUGAAGUCCUGUGCAAAGUUUUAAAAUGUUAGCACAAACCGCAUAAAUAAUCCAUUAUCCAGGAAAGUAAAGGCUUUCAGGCAAUGGUUUGUUUAUAUUUCCAGGUUAUUUAUUGAUCAAAGUUUUUAGGUGCAGGUGGUGGCAUGUCCAGGUAGGUAGACAUAGGGUGAAUGGAGCAAGCAGGCAUAUAUCAGGUUGCAGACAUUGGGCCAGGUGGUGAAAGCUAUGGUACUGCAAGUUGAAGCUGGUUUUAUUCUGGUAAGAUUUUUCACACCAUCUGCUUUGCUACCUCCUAAUUCAUCUGGCCAUGCCACAUUCUGUUUUAGCUGGUAUGGGAUCUGCCUUUACCUGAUCUUCUUACCACCCACUCCAUCAUGCAGCUCCAUCACCUGUUUUAGUUUCCUGCUCUCUGUGGGUGCAUUACCACUUACUUUACUAUACCACAGUACAAGUGCUUUUAAUAUUGUACAACUCUAUCAACAUCUAUUACAGCUGGUUUUAACAGUUGCUUCUAUCCAAUCCUUUUGGGUAUACCACUGCAUAUUGUACUUCUCCAAACCACUGUCUUAGCCAUGAGUAUUACAUCUAAAUAGACACUGAUAUAACAUCUAUUGUGCAGUGGCUAAGGAGAUCUGCCUCAUGGCUACACAAACUUUUCACAUGGCCAUACCACUGCCUGCUCCUCUAUACCAUACUGCCACCUGUUCCAACUGAUAGGACCACUGCCUGUGCCAUCUGGCCUUACUAACACCUACUCCAUCUGCAUCUAAAUGUCAUCCUACUAGUUCCAUCUAACAAUAUCACUGCCCCUUUUGUCAGACCUUACCUGUUCCAACUGGGUCUACCAUCACUGGCCUAACCACCCGCAACAGUUGUCUCCGCUUAUGACGGGGGCCAUGUCCUUGGUAUGCCUAUGGGAUCAGGGGCAAUUUUAAGUGGUUUGCAUAAGAAUCCCAAGAAACCAUCUAAAUGGGAUGGAUCAAGUUCUUGACUCUCUUUCCCCUAAAGUAACAUCAUAUUAGGAAUUAAGACAACCUCUAUGCAAGCCUUGAUUGUAAAAUUACCCCUUAUACCACUGGCCAUAGGGUAGGGUUUGGGUGGGCCAAGGACAUGGCCACUCGAUCAUAUUGUGGUAAGAUCAACUUAGUAACCACUCCAUCAAGCAGCACACCACCACCUAUUUUAGUUUCCUGCUCGAUGUGGGUGUAUUACCACUUGCUCUACUGUACCACAGCACAAAGGCUGUUAAUAUUGUACAGCUACCUGUUUCCAAAGCUCUAUCAACAUCUAUUACAUCUGGUUUUAACACUGGCUACUGCCUAAUAGUUUUGGGCAUACCAACACUUAGUCUUGUCUUCAAACCACUCUAGCCAUAGACAUUAUAUCUGAAUAGACACUGAUUAUUACCUUAAAUAGCCUAGCCACUGACUUUUCGUUUAAUAUGUUCCAGAAAGGGGAAGGUUGCUACGGGCUAGGAAAUUGGGGCAAAGAGCAUUGGUACUAGUAGUGGGACAGAGGCUUGGGGAAGGGCAGUUUAUGGAUAGUUUACAGGAUGAUGUUGUCUGGGGUGUUCCUGGAACUCAUAAUGACAUGGAUGAAGUUGGUGAGUAUAACUGUGGGAAUAUGAAGGGGACCUUCACAAUGUUAUAGCGGAUGAUGUCAUCUGGAGUGUUCCUGAAACUCACAAUGACAUGGAUGAAUUUGGUGAGUAUAACUUCAUGUACAUUUAUUUAUACAUUAUGGUGUUUGUACUUUAAAUUAAACUUAUAAUAAUUGUUUUUUUUAUCGGUGUUGCUACCGCCGAGGGAUUACAAGUGCACAGUGGAAUUGGAACUUACUCCAGAAUUGUGACAGAACUGUCCAAGGGUACAAAUGUACAACCUGCAGAGGAUGAGGACCAGUUUCUUCAUUUGGAGUGAAAGAAGAAAGAAUAAGAAGACACAGGGAAGCAGCCAGAGAGAAGAAGACCUUCAGUAUCAGCAGCAACUAGGAGACACACAGCCGGCAGGGCCAUCAAGACAAGAGACUUUAACAAAGCUAGAUGAUCAGAUUGUAAUUCAAAUAAAAUACUUUUUUUCCCAAAAUGUUUUGAAAUGUUUUUGUGGUCAUUAUACCAUAUCAUGUUAGAAAGAAUUGAUCGUAGUAUAUUUG